This is a messenger RNA of Talaromyces stipitatus ATCC 10500, 882 nucleotides long. RefSeq names its product transposon I factor, putative. The record is from RefSeq and is a predicted model, not a curated record. Bases 1 to 882 code for a protein of 293 amino acids. The transcript is spliced from 2 exons. Lineage: Eukaryota; Fungi; Ascomycota; Eurotiomycetes; Eurotiales; Trichocomaceae.
AUGAGCAAAUGGCAUAAGUCUACAGGCAUCUUCCGAAGCCCUCCACUAAAAGAUCCGCUAAGGCCCAACAGCCUCCCAGCAGUUACUAUACACGAGAAACGAGACGUACUAGUCCGAAAUCUUCUCCAGAACUCGGCAGAGGCAGGAGACAUACCUCUGGACUCCCCAGCAGUGCCUUCCACUAGUCUCUACUUCCCAGAUAUAUCGAUGCUACAAGUGGAGGAGUCAGUACUUCAGGCAGGAAACACAGCCCCUGGCGCAGAUAAAAUCCCAACCUGCAUACUCAAAGUAGCCUGGCCUCUGAUCAAAGAUAAGGUACUAAUGCUAUAUCAAGGACCAAUCGCUCUCCUAUCAGUACUUGGCAAAGGACUGGAGCGCUUGGUGGCACAGAAUAUAGCAUGGAUCUCUAUACACUAUAAAGUAUUAGCAAGGCAACAAUUUGGGGCUCUCCCACUAAGAUCUGCAACUGACCUGACCACAUGCCUAACACAUGAUGUUGAACAAGCACUAAAUCAAGGCAUGACUGCCUCACUCCUUACCCUAGAUGUCAAAGGCGCCUUUGAUUCCGUGCUUCCCGGCAGACUGAUCCGCAGACUACGCGAGCAGGGCUGGCCUACCAAUCUCGUUCUCUGGAUUGCCUCCUUCGCUACUGGAAGAUCAGUUCAGAUCCGACUCGAUGGAGAGAUUGGCCCCUCAACAGACAUUGCCUGCGGUCUUCCACAAGGAUCCCCAGUAUCUGGCAUUCUUUUCAUGCUCUACAUAGCGCCCCUAUUCCGUCUAGGAAACCCAAGGAACAGAUUUGGUUACGCGGACAAUGCAGCCAACCUGGCGAUCUCAACUUCUCUUGCUACUAAUUGCGAAGCCUUAUCAGACUCACUUUAA